Molecule: messenger RNA, 6978 nt
Organism: Symbiodinium sp. CCMP2456
Lineage: Eukaryota; Dinophyceae; Suessiales; Symbiodiniaceae
Source: the annotation of a GenBank genome assembly
AUGGAGCGUUGGCCACUUCUCCAAGCCCGUGUCCUAGAGACCAGCCACCAACAACUUAGGCUUUGCCAGGUGAGAGGUCAUGGGAGAUGCUUGGAAGCGCAAGUCGCAUGCACCCUGGGCCAGUGCCUGGCAGAAGAAAGUCCUUUGGUCUUGGGGUCUUCUGAUGGAAUCUGGUUAGCGAAGGCUUGUUGUGUCAGUGAAGAAGAGGAGCUGGAUGCCAUGGAUGAUCUGUUGGCCGGCUGCCUUUGCCUGCAUGUGAGCUUGGACUCUGAGAAGCAAAAGCUUGCGCAAGAAUUGAGCCGGGAAUCGAGCUUGGUUGGCACGAUUGGUCAAGACAGACUGUCGAAAUGCUUAUCCAAUGACUUGUUAGAAGCUUUGGGUCCAGACGUUGCCCCAAUUCUAUCCCAGUGGAGGGCGUGCUGUGAUGUCAAUGCAGAGACGUGGGUCGAAACAGUGGAAGAGUCGGAACAUACCCGUCCGUUGAUACGCCAUGUGCGCUUCUUAUUCGGAUUGUUUGCAGCCUUGGCAAUGGUGGAGCACAGCUGCCAGCCAAACGCGCGAGUGGAGUGGGACUCCAGUGCUCAGGCUAUGAAGCUGGUAGCCAUGUCAGACAUUGCAUGUGGGCAGCGCAUUUCGCGGUCUUACCUGGAUGCGGGGCUGCUAAUGGCGCCAACGUCCAUUCGCAAGGUUGUGCUGCAGCAAGACUGGCGGUUCGAGUGUACUUGUCCGCGCUGCAGAUGCAGCGUGCAGGAGAUAGAUUGGACGGACGUGAUGAUGCCUUUCCUACCUGACGAGAACUCUGAUUCUGAGACGGGUCCAAAGGGACGCCUAACUCUGCAGAGGUGUGCCGGACCCUUUGGAUUGACGCUUGAUCCUGCAGCGGUGCAAGCUAUCAGAAGGGCAGGCGCAGCAUGUCAAGCUCUUGGAGUUCCACCUGUCGGAACGCUUCACUUUCUUCAGGAUGUCGUGUCUGAUUUGCAGUCAAGAGGAACCGGCGGCGGAAGCUUGGCGACCAUCACGUUGUGCCUUCCAGGAGUUUGUGAGCUGGAGGACACCCGUCAACCUGAGGGCAAUGACGCCGUGGACACGGUUGAGAAGGACAGAGAAGCUGCAAAGGCCGCGAUGAAGAUUCCACUUGCAAAGGUCCCGGCGCCAAUGACCAAAGAUGAGUGCGAGGCCUUCAAGACCAAGGUGCAGACGGAGCUCAAGUUUACUUAUGCCGACGCAACAAAGCGAUGCGCCUCCUUGCCCGACCUGCACAAGGUCAGAAAUGCUUACUUCGGCUAUUUCAGGGAUGAAAGGCAUCCGGUGUCCAAGGAGCACGGCUUCACCUACGACCAGCUCAAGGACAACUCUGUUUUCGAUCCCAAGAAUCCUAAGGAGACCUUCCACAUCAGACACACCGAGGCAAUGAGAAAACGCUGCUCCGUGCCCCUGAGAACUCGCUGGAUGGUCAGAAGCUCUCAGGCCUACGGCUGGUUGCCUCCCAUCGAUGAUCCGAAACUCGGUUUCGGCCGCGGCAAUUCCUUCCAGAGGGACUCAAUGGAUGCCUCGCACAUCAUCGUCGGAGGGAACCGCUCCUCUGCGCCCGUGGAGGGAGGCAGGCCUUCCCGCUUCCUGAAGACACCUAGGGCAUUUGUGGAUGGCGCUCCUUCCGACUACGUAUGUGCUGGGGACGGCAAGAGAAUGGAGGUGCAGUUCAUCUUAGAUGACAGCGACCGCCAUAAGCCCAAAGCCAAAGACGUGAAGUACCGCGUCUCGGAAACAAGCUUCAUGGAUGCGUGCAUGUAUGUUGUUGCGCGGAACGUGUACAGACAUCGAUUCUGCCUCGUCGCCACGUGGAUUGUGGCAUCACUGAUCUUCACCGUUCCAGCCUUGGUGCUGGUGCUGCGACGCACCGUUGGCAUGGACAAGACACCUCCAGCCGGCACGCAGAGCGCGGCAGCUAUGGAAGUGCUUGACUCGCAGUUUCACAGUGCAUCUACGAAGCGGCUGGAGAUGGUGGUGAUGAAGUGCAAGACCUGGUGUGUCGAUGUGCAAAGCAACAACGUGGCAGAAGUCUACGCCGAGCAGAUCAAAGAUCGAGUUUUAAGAUUUGGCUACGAGCAUCCAUCCUCCGCGGUUUCUUUUCAAUCCUUCUUUGAUUUUGUUGGGCAUCAUCAGCUGUUGAAUCCCUUCAAGUCCAAAGAUCAUCAGAGCAUUAUGCUGAUGUGGACGUGGUCAAUUCCAGUUCAGCUGAAACAGCACGCGGAAGACUUCGUUGUUCAACUACGUGAAUUUAUCCAGUCUAUAGAUGAGUUCGGCGGUGAAGGUGCGAUGGAAGUCAAGCUGACAGGUAAUAUCAUUUUGGACCAUGAAAUGAAAGUCUCCAUCUUGGACUUUGUACUGCACGAAAUCAAGACAGUUGGGCUUCCGAUUCUUAUUCUUGGCUAUGUGUUGAGAAGUGCAAGACUGCUUCUGCUGGCACUGACACCCAUGUUAUUUGAGAUUAUUGUCGGUUUUGGAUUUAUGUACUUCGUAUCCUGUGCGGGGAUGACGAUCAGCUACUACGCGCUUAUGAUCAUGUUGAUGCUAAUCAUGGCGCUAUCUUGGGACUAUGCCCUUUUCAUGCUGACUCGCUACAAGACUGAGCGGGAAGCUGGUGCAUCGGUCGAGGAGGCUGUUAUACAGAUGGUAGCGACCAGUGGCAGCAUCGUCGUUGUAUCAGGCGUUGUUCUGUCAAUUUGCUGGUCGGUGAUGCUCGGUCUGCCCGACAUGUUCAAAACCUUUGGAAUCGCUGCCGCCUCUGCGAUCAUGGUCUGUGUCUUAGCUCAGCUCACCUUCGUGGCUCCGGUCUUGGCAAUUUUGCCGUGGCUGGGUCCAGAUGCCGGGGUGCCCACGGAGGUAGAGCCCUUGAGCCCAACAGGUGAGGCCAUGCGGCGCGUUGAACAGUUCCGCAAAGGGCCGUAUUACUGCCUCGGCAAGAUUCUCACGGCUUUUCCCUGCAAUCUCGUCGCCUUUGUGACUGUCUAUGGGCUCAUGAUGCCGUUAACUUCAAGAUUCCUUCAGAACUUCGAUGUUCUAAAUUUUAAAUUCACGGAAAUGGGCCACAGCUUCGAGAUGACAAUGCCUCGAGGCUCUCGAGCCUUCAACACCAGUCUUGAGAUCAUGCAGGACUUUGACUUCGAGAUGACUCUCAUGCCAAUCCUGAUAUUUGCCACCAAUGCGGUGGAAUCCGAUGCAGAAAGCGCCGGUACCAUUUCGGCGCCGCUUGUUAAUGAAGAUUUGUUCCAGCUGAACUGCGAGAUGAUUCGUGCGUUGAUAGCCAGAACGGAGGGCACUCCGUACGAACUGGGAGCGAAGAGUUUCCAAAGUCCAAGUGUCCCCAUCGACAAGAGCUACAUCCACUCCCCAUUGCCAUUUGCAAAAAGCAUGUUUAACGAAGUCUUCGGACAGCUUGUUUGUCCAAGCUUAAGUCAAAUGAACCUGGUGCGCAAGAGUUUUCUGGCCCGGAAUGUCUUCUUGACACAGACGUCGGAGCACCUAGACCUCAUGUGGGAAGAGAUGGUUCGCAAGAACGCAAUGCUGACGGUGCUCAACCCUGUCAUGGACCCGUUGGGACCGCAGGCCUUCAAGCUCGAGGCUCAGGUGGCACAGGUCUUGCAAGAGAUGCAGCUCCGUGGACGUGCCACUAUCCCUCAGCUGCGGUACUUCAUGUUUUCACCUGCUUCUGUGGUCACCGACCUGAUCAAUGUCACCUCUUCAGCAUUGCCAACAUGCUUCUUGAUCUGCGUGCUCAUAUGUUUUUCGCUCAUUGCGCUGUGGUUCAAUGCUUUCCUGGUGCCGUUCAAGCUCUUUGUGACGGUGAUCGUUCCGAUCACCUGGACCUAUGGAGCAGCUUUCUUCGUUUACGAAGAUGGGAUCUUGGAACCUCUGGGCCUACCAGGACUUGCUCCCACCAGCAGGGAUGGUCUGGACUGGACGGUUCCGGUCUUCAGCCUGACAUUCCUUAUCGGUCUGGCGCUUGAUUACGAUUUCUUCCUCUUCGAGCGGGUCUUCGAAUUCCGCAGCGAGGGGUUUGGAGACCGCGAGUCGAUUCAGCUCGGUUUGUCUGCAACCGGCGGAACCAUCUCGGCUGCUGGACUGAUUCUGGGUCUCACUUUCCUGGCCUUGGUCCUCACGUCUGAGCUGCCAAUGAUGAAUCAGCAAGGCUUUGUGUUCGUGUUUAGCAUCGUGGUUGACACGUUCCUAGUCCGCACGCUUGUGGUUCCGGCAAUGCUGUCCAUGUCACCUUGGCUCAACUACUGGCCCAGGGAGAUGCCGGAGCCACAGUAUGAGUGGCUUGGGGAGGGAGAUGAAGCCGCGCGGACGAAGCUGCGCAUGGCGAGCACUGCCAGUGCCGAAAGUAUCGCGGAGACGUGGCAUGUGGACACUCCGGUUGGCAAAAUCGAGGCAAAGCUCUCGGUUCCACUCGGUGAGAAAGCAACGGCGAUCGUGCUUUUAAUUCACGGGAUGUCUGCGCAACCAGAGAUUGUGGUGUUCGAGUGGACAUUUCUCAUGGAGGUGCAGGGCAUGCCGCACAUUCUUAUGAGGUUCAAAAUGCAGUGGCUGGCCUCCGUCGACGGAAGGUGGCUGCAGUUCUACCCAAUCUCCACUCAUGUGGGACUCCGGCCCGGUUUCCCGACUGCGUGUUUUGCCAAUCCACGCCUUGCAGUUUCGAUCCGAGCGCGAUUCGAGGUGAGGCCACGGCUCCAGCUUCAGGCGCUGCUUAUUCCUUUGCUGUUUGCAGCUGUCGAAGCCGGAGACGUGGAAGGUCCCAGUCAGAUUGGGAAGAAGUGUUUGUCAGACGACCCACCCUUUCAGGCAGUCCUGCCGAUGCUGUGGCGGCUCUCGAGGCCAGAGAGUGGCCGGAAGAAUGUUCUGUCGUUGCCUCUUUUGGCUGUGCAGGCCAUUGCCGGGUGGAUGCAGGAGACGACAGGCCGUGGCGUCCGGCGCCGCUUACGCCUGCUCUCUGCUUCUCGACCAGGCCCUGCGCCACUUUUCGUCUAUGGCAAAAGCUGGGGUGAUUUCCUGAGUCGAGCCGGAGCUCAAGCCGGAGCUCACGUGAGAGUAAGGGCAGUGUCAGCUAAGUCACUCGAACAGGUGGGGCACGGGCCGUGGAGCUCUGUCAGCAACUUCGCGAACAUGGGCGACCUGCUUCAGGAAUUUGCUUGGCGUGCCCUGCCCCGCCAGGACGAUGCGGUGAUACCCUUCGCCGAGCAUGAGCUCCUGCUGCAGGCUUUGAGGCGUGAAGACGCUCGCUCCAUCUUCGUGCCGGUGCAGGCAGAGUCAGACGAGCGCUUGGCCGCAAAGCUUGACGAGUGGCCAGAUUUAGUUUUAGGACGAACAAGAUCUCGAAGGACUCGUGUCGCACGCGAUGAAGAUGCCGACAGGAGUGCACUGCGACUGGUGGAGGCCGAGCAAAGGCUCUGGGCCAAGGCCGCAGGCGAUCCGGAGGCCAACGAUGGGAGAUCAGCUCACGCCGGUGCACGGACUUCCAGAAGAAGGGAAGAGUUGCCACCCUUGCGCCGUGGCAGAGCCAAAGCUUACGCAGAACCGCAAGCAGAGGCGCUUGGCCCUCCAACUCGCAGCGCACCAUCCAGGCUGCCUCGACGGGCAGACAGCAAGGAUGCUGCUUACGAAGGUGAUCCACUGACAAGAGCUCCAACACGGGCACAGAGUUCAGCUCUCACCGAGGAACGGCCACCCCUGCCGCGUGCGGGCAAAGCAAACAAAGGCCUUCCACGGCCGCCGAGUGAUGGGCGUGAUGUUCGAGAAGCUCGAGGCAAACCAGGCAAUGGCCUCGCCCGUCCGGAGCGAGCCAUGUCAAGCCGACAUCGAAGCAGGUCCAUGCACAGGCCAACGAGGCGGCCCGCCUCUUCCAAAGGAGAGCCUCACCAGGAAGCGCCCCGGGGCCGGCCUCCGAGCGCCCGCAGCGCGGGGCCCCCGCCGUGUCCGCCCCGCGAUCGUGAUCGAAGCAGAAGUCUCCGGAGCCACAAGUGGCCGGCAUCAGGUGGAGAGAUGAAGGUGCUUCUGCCGAACCAGGUUGCAGAAGACCUUCAUCAAGACGGGGUCUUGAAAGACAUUGCCAGCAAAUCGAAGGCGUCCGUGGACCUGAUGGAAGCUGUGGGCGAGCUGCACCAGUUCGUCGAAGGGCACCGGCUGCUCAUCAUCCGUGGGCAAGCAGGAAGCGAGCUUCAGGCAGCAGUGGAAGACUUGCUCGGCAAGGCAAGAUUGAAUGGUCGAGCUCACGGUCCAGGCGGCUCGAAGCUAAAAAUCCUCCUUCCUAGGCACCUCGCUGCUGUGGUCAUCGGCAGAAGAGGGGCGAACAUCAAGGACCUUCAAAGAACGACCGGCACCAGCGUCCAGGUGGAGAACGGUUCAACAGGAAUGGAUCGGGUGGCCACGGUGUGUGGAUCUCCCGCAGCCAUUUUGAAUGCAUUGGGGAGGAUCCACAGCUUUGGGACGGAGGACGAGGAAGGAGUUGGCUCCGAUGGUCCUGACAGCCACGACCGCCCUUACGGCCAUGGCCACGAAAGUCCUUUCCAUAACCGUCCCGGUGAUCAUUCCGGUCCUUAUCGCCACGAUGGGCCCGAUGGCCGUGAUAGCCGUCAUGGUGUCGACCCUGACGGCCCCCAAGCUGAGAGGGAUGGGCGCCCUUGCUCGGACGAGGAGGAAGAAUCGUUGGAGGAUAACAGGCGGAAGAAGAGAAAGCCACCUCCAAAGCCAGCAGCUCCAUGGGAAGUCCGAGAGCAUCCAGAGGCUCCAGGAGAGUUCUACUACCUGAACAUGGAAACGGGCGACACGACCUGGGAAAGGCCGGCAGGGAACGAUGCCAAGCCGUCCGCGCCUCCUCCAUGGCGAGUUCUUGAGCAUCCGGAGGCACCAGGAGAGUUCUACUAUCUGAACGAGGACACCGGUGAGACCUGUUGGGAUUUGCCAGAAGGUGUAGCGACCUAA